Molecule: messenger RNA, 2652 nt
Organism: Anopheles moucheti
Lineage: Eukaryota; Metazoa; Arthropoda; Insecta; Diptera; Culicidae
Gene: TM9SF4
Product: transmembrane 9 superfamily member 4
Exons: 8
Coding region: 93-2018 (641 amino acids)
Biological process (GO): protein localization to membrane
Cellular component (GO): membrane
Source: RefSeq, a predicted model, not a curated record
UGUUUUCCUUUUCUCCAAAAAAAGUUACGCAUAGGUGGAAAUCAUUGUUUUUCGGUAAUUUGCGUCGGUUUUCCGAUGUAUUUUUUGUAUUUAUGGUCCAGAUGAAGCUAAACAUGGAAAACCAGAACCAACGAUGGACCAUGCGGAGGAUGCUAGGUAUUGCUACCUUAGUGCUGCUGGCCGGACAAUGUUCUGCCUUCUACGUGCCCGGUGUGGCUCCGGUAGAGUUUAAAAAGGGUCAGAAGAUUGAUGUGAAAGCCGUCAAAAUGACCAGCACCCACACGCAGCUCCCAUACGAGUAUUACUCGUUACAGCUAUGCUUGCCAAAGAAUGGAACGGUAGUGUACAAAAGUGAAAAUCUCGGCGAAGUUCUGCGCGGUGAUCGUAUCGUCAAUACGCCGUACGAGGUACGGAUGGCCGAAAACAUUCAAUGUAAAUUGCUGUGCAAUUCGAAGGAUCGGCCAAUGAAUUGGGACCAUGAACAGUCGGCCAAGGUGGCCGAACGGAUACGUCACGAAUAUUUUGUCCAUUUGAUCAUUGAUAAUCUUCCCGUGGCCACAAAGUUUGUUAAUCCCGAUACGAUGGAACUGCAGUUUGAGCACGGUUACCGUUUAGGCCAAACCAACGGUCCGAAUGUUUUCAUUAACAACCAUUUAAGAUUCCGGUUGUUUUAUCAUCUGCACAGCGAAAAUCAGUAUCGCGUCGUCGGAUUUGAAGUAGAAACACUUUCGAUAAGCAAAAACUCGUUAAGCUUCGAUGGCGACACUUGCAUUUUCCCAGACAAUCCCAAACCACAAGCAGUCACACCAAACGGCAGGACGGAGCUUUUCUUCACUUAUUCGGUGGUAUGGCAAGAGUCCUCCGUCAAGUGGGCCUCCCGAUGGGAUAUUUAUCUUGGCAUGAACGAUGUGCAGAUUCAUUGGUUCAGCAUCAUCAACUCGCUUGUCGUCGUAUUCUUCCUAUCAGGUAUACUUACGAUGAUAAUGGUCCGUACACUUCGCAGAGAUAUUGCCAAAUACAACACAGAUGAUAGUAUCAGCAUUGAAGACACUUUGGAGGAAACUGGUUGGAAGCUGGUGCAUGGCGAUGUGUUCCGUCCUCCACGACAUCCAAGACUGUUCGCUGCUGUCAUCGGAAGCGGCAUACAGAUAUUUUUUAUGGCACUCAUCACGAUUAUUAUUGCUAUGCUCGGAAUGCUGUCGCCCUCUUCCCGUGGGGCACUGAUGACAGCCGGUAUAAUGUUGUACGUGUUCAUGGGCCUAAUCGCUGGAUAUUUUUCUGCUCGACUUUACAAAACGAUGAAGGGUCGCAACUGGGAACGAGCUGCAUUUCUGACGGCCACGUUUUAUCCCGGUCUCGUUUUUGGCACCUGUUUCUUUUUGAAUUUCUUUAUCUGGGACAAGGACUCAAGCGGUGCCGUUCCGUUUGGUACGAUGGUAGCCCUGUUGCUGCUGUGGUUCGGCAUAUCAUUACCGUUAGUGUUUUUGGGCUACUACUUCGGUUAUCGGAAGCAAGCUUUUCAACACCCGGUGCGUACGAAUAUGAUUCCCCGUCAGAUACCGCAUCAGCACUGGUACAUGAACAUUUGUCUGUGCAUUCUAAUGGCCGGCAUUUUACCAUUCGGAGCAGUUUUCAUCGAGCUGUUUUUCAUCUUUUCGGCCAUAUGGCAGAAUCAGUUCUAUUAUCUUUUUGGAUUUUUGUUCCUGGUAUUUUGCAUACUAGUCGUAAGCUGUUCCCAGAUAUCAAUCGUGAUGACGUACUUCCAGCUAUGUGCUGAGGACUAUCGAUGGUGGUGGAGAAGUUUUAUCGUUUCCGGAGGAUCCGCUGUGUACAUACUGUUCUAUAGUAUAUUUUACUUUUUCACGAAACUCGAAAUUACAGAAUUCAUACCGACGUUAUUAUACUUGGGAUACACUGGUCUCAUGGUUGUAACGUUCUACAUUCUCACCGGCACGAUAGGAUUUUUCGCAGCGUACAGUUUUAUCAGAAAAAUUUAUGGAGCUGUAAAAAUUGAUUAAAACAGUACGUAAGGGAUAAAAUUGACUUCAACACUUUUGAUAAAAUUAAAUCAGUUAUGUUUUUGCAUUAACCCUUCAACACGAAAGUUCAACACAUUUCUACAUUGCUGUUGAUCAAGCUCAUUACAUAAAUUCAGUGAUUGAACAUGCCACUAGUAACGUUUAAUUCUUUUGUGAUAGAGUGCAUCGAACAUACUGAACACAAUUAAAUGUUUAGCGCGUAGGUUCGAUAUGAUGCCGCGAAAUGUGUCGCGACUAUGUUGGCAAUUGACUUCUAGUACCAGAUCGCAUUAAAAAGCGAAUUGAGUUCGAUUCAUGGUUUUGUGGUUGCCUAUGAACCAGACACAUCGAACACAUUGCUUGGUUCGUAAAACUAACAGUAAACUUGUUUUCGAUGAGUUUAUCGCAAAUACAACUGUACUCGAGCGCAUACAAGACAAUUCAUUUCAAUUGUAGCAUUCUAGGCAGACAUGUGGCCAGAGGUGCGUUUAUCCAGAAAGUUUGCUAAAAAGUUGUUUUAAUUUAGCUUUCAUCAACGUGAAAUUACGUCAAGACUCUGCAAUUUUAGUUAGUUGUACCAUAUGCUAAGACUAAAUGUAACAAAACGGUGAAAUAGAUAAAUAAAUCACAAUCU